GGGCUAAUCAACUCCAUGCGGCCGGAAAUCCUGCAAAGAAUUACCAUUGAGCUGAAGAUCAAUUAUAUUUGGAGAAGCAGGCGAACUGGAGGGGAGGGGAUGGCGGAGGAAAGAACACUUGGGAAGAGCGGGGAGCUUACGGAGACGGCGCCGGGAAAGGCACUCACCGUGGAGGUCGAGGAGCUCCCUAAAGCUAUCGUGCGCCGGGUUGUGAAAGAUAAACUUUCCAAGUUGUCUUCGGGAGGAGGGGAAGAGGAGAUAUUGGUAAACAAAGAUGCACUGUUGGCCUUCUCUGAGAGCACUCGCAUCUUCAUCCAUUACCUCUCCGCCACGGCAAAUGAUAUCUGCAAGGAAUCAAAGAGGCAAACAAUCAAUGCUGAUGAUGUCCUGAAGGCGCUUGAGGAGAUUGGCUUUGUUGAAUUUGUUGAGCCUUUAAAAGCUUCUUUAGAGGAGUUUAGAAAAAGGAAUGAAGUCAAAAGGUCUGGAGUAAAAGGAAAAGAGACUGCUAAGAAGCGGAAAAUAGAAGACACACCCAGCAAGAAUGGUAGAAAAGAGUAAAUGGUUGUCAGAGAACAGGGAAAGUCUACUCUUUGGUGUCUAUGAUGUUACGGACAAUAUUGUAGGAGGGUUUGUUUCUUCAUGAGUCAUUAUAAAUGGUGAAAAAAGGUUCUGUUGCAUUUAGCUUGCCAGAUUAGAACUUGCCUAAUUUGAAUGGCAUGAUUAUUCUGUAGGGUGUCUUUAUGAUACAUUUGUAAUAGACUAAUUGCUUUUACUUCACCAUCACGAACUAAUUGCUUACUUUCUCACAA
Messenger RNA from Zingiber officinale, 809 nucleotides. Its product is annotated as DNA polymerase epsilon subunit 3-like. Gene Ontology annotation, biological process: DNA damage response; heterochromatin formation; leading strand elongation. Gene Ontology annotation, cellular component: epsilon DNA polymerase complex; CHRAC. The record is from RefSeq and is a predicted model, not a curated record. Lineage: Eukaryota; Viridiplantae; Streptophyta; Magnoliopsida; Zingiberales; Zingiberaceae. The coding region runs from base 16 to 558 and encodes 180 amino acids. The transcript has 3 exons. Gene Ontology annotation, molecular function: chromatin DNA binding; protein heterodimerization activity.